Molecule: messenger RNA, 1095 nt
Organism: Cyphellophora europaea CBS 101466
Lineage: Eukaryota; Fungi; Ascomycota; Eurotiomycetes; Chaetothyriales; Cyphellophoraceae
Exons: 2
Coding region: 1-1095 (364 amino acids)
Biological process (GO): cytoplasmic translation
Cellular component (GO): cytosol
Molecular function (GO): mRNA binding; metal ion binding
Source: RefSeq, a predicted model, not a curated record
AUGCCUCCCAAAAAGCAAGAUGCGGGCCCGAAAAAGAAAGCGACGGUAGACGACAAAACUUUCGGCAUGAAGAACAAAAAGGGCGGCUCCGCAAAGAGGCAAAUCGCUCAAUUACAGGCGCAAGCAAAGUCCAACAAAUCUCCCGAAGAAAAGAAGAAGGAGGCCGAGAAGGAGCAAAGGGCGAAGGAAAAAGCCGCCGCCGAGGCCGCCAAAGCCGAGGCCGCGGAACUCUUCAAACCGAUCCAGACGCAGAAGGUGCCCUUUGGCGUCGAUCCUAAAACGGUGCUGUGCGAGUUCUUCAAGAAGGGUAAUUGCGAGAAGGGCAAAAAAUGCAAGUUCAGCCACGACCUGGACGUGGGGCGGAAGAGCGCGAAGAAGGACCUGUAUGUGGACGAGCGCGAAGCCGAGAAGGAGGAGAAAGAGAAGGAUAAAAUGGAUGAUUGGGACGAGGCGAAGCUACGCGAGGUGGUGCUCAGCAAACACGGCAACCCCAAGACGACGACCGACAAGGUCUGCAAGUAUUUUAUUCAGGCGGUCGAGGACGGCAAGUAUGGAUGGUUCUGGACGUGUCCGAACGGAGGCAACAAGUGCAUGUACAAGCAUUCCUUACCGCCCGGAUUCGUGCUAAAAACCAAAGAACAGCGAGCGCUCGAAAAAGCGGAGAUGGCCAACUCGCCACUCGCGACUCUGACGCUCGAGGACUUCCUAGAAAGCGAGCGGCACAAGUUGACCGGCACCCUCACGCCCGUCACGCCCGACAGCUUCGCCAAGUGGAAGAAGGAGCGUCUCGACAAGAAGGCCGCGGAGAAGCAGGCCAUGGAGGCCAAGGAAGCCACGGGCCGAGCGAUGUUUGAGGCGGGCGGCUGGAGGGAUAACGACAGCGACGACGACAGCGACAGCGACGACGACAAUAAUGGCGAUGAUGUGUGGAAUCUGGAAGCGAUGAGGAAAGAGACGGAAAGGGCACGACAGAAGAAGGAAGACGAGCGUCUGGCGCGUUUGGAGGGUAGGCCAGUGCCAGACCGCGACGGAGAUGAUGCGGCGGCAGACGACGACGACGACGACGGUGGAGAGGGCAGCAGCGGCCAGGGCUGA